Oncorhynchus masou masou (cherry salmon) is the source of this 6317-nucleotide messenger RNA. RefSeq names its product COP9 signalosome complex subunit 8. Bases 163 to 1578 code for a protein of 471 amino acids. The transcript is spliced from 5 exons. Gene Ontology annotation, cellular component: COP9 signalosome; cytoplasm. Gene Ontology annotation, molecular function: ubiquitin protein ligase activity; zinc ion binding. The record is from RefSeq and is a predicted model, not a curated record. Lineage: Eukaryota; Metazoa; Chordata; Actinopteri; Salmoniformes; Salmonidae. Gene Ontology annotation, biological process: protein deneddylation; COP9 signalosome assembly; protein ubiquitination.
AAAUGUGAUUUUAACCAUAAUCACACUGCAAACCGUGGCCUUAACCUUAAAUGAAUACCAAGAAGAAAAUGUGUGUUUCUAUAAAUGUUUUAAAGACCAAGCCAAUUGUACUUUGUGGCUGUGGUAACUACUAGUGCAAUUAGAAACCCAGUAUCUGGUCGAAUGACUGAUCUGGGCAGCAACAAAAUGCCCGCCGCAGUGAUAAUGGGUGAAAAUUAUGAUAAACUUUUAGAACAGUGCGAAACACAGGAGCUUGAGGCUCCAGGUGGCAUUGCUACCCCUCAAGUGUAUGCCCAGCUGUUGGUGCUCUAUCUACUGCACAAUGACAUGAAUAACGCAAGGUACUUGUGGAAGCGAAUUCCUCAAGCCAUUAAAUCGGCAAACCUAGAACUGACGGCCGUAUGGGCCGUGGGUCAGCGUAUAUGGCAGCGAGACUUCCCAGGGAUCUACUCGGCCAUCGCAGCUCACCAGUGGUCUGAGAACAUCCUGCCAGUCAUGGAGGCCCUGAGAGCCUAUUUCAGCAUGGAUGUCCAGAGGACUGGCUCGGUGGUGCGUCCACCAAGCCCCAUGGAGAGCCUGGAGAAGCAGCUGAGCUGCCCCAUCUGCCUGGAGAUGUUCACUAAGCCCGUGGUCAUCCUGCCCUGCCAGCACAACUUGUGCCGUGGCUGUGCCAGCGACCUCUACGACUCACGCAAUCCCUACCGCUUCUCGGGCGGCGUCUUCCGCUGCCCCACCUGCCGCUUCGAGGUAGUCCUGGACCGCCACGGCGUGCACGGCCUUCAACGCAACCUGCUGGUGGAGAACAUCAUCGACAUCUACAAGCAACAGCAGGAGGGCGGCGGGGGUAGUGGCAGCGGAGACAGCACAGAGACUCCACUGAAGCCCAAGGACUCUAAGGAACCCAUGUGCCAGGAGCACGAGGAGGAGAAGAUCAACAUCUACUGCGUUACCUGCCAGAUGCCCACCUGCUCCAUGUGCAAAGUGUUUGGCCAGCACAAGGACUGUGAGGUGUCGCCGCUUGCCAGUGUUUACCAGGUGCAGAAGGGCGAGCUUAGCAAUGCCAUCGACGCCCUGGUGGCGGGCAAUGGGCGCCUUCAGGCCCUACUCAACCAGAUGGAGGACGCCUGCCGGGCGGUGCAGGACAAUGCACAGCGCGCCAAGCAAAGCUUGGGUGAGCGCUUCGACCUGCUCUACGCUGUGCUGGAGGAGCGUAAGGGCAUGCUGCUGGAACAGAUCGGCAAGGAGCAGGACGAGAAGGUGACAGCAUUGCGGGCGCUGGCCCAGCGCUAUGGCGAACGACUGCAGGCAGGCUCAGAGCUGACUGACACGGCGGUUCAGGCCCUGGAGCAGAGCGGUGCUGCAGAGUUCCUGCUGGCCUCCAAGGGCCUGAUUACACAGACCAAGGACACCGCCAAGAGCUCCCUGGGCGAGGAGAGGCCCGAGCCAGGCUUCGAGAAGAUGGACCACUUCACACUGUCCACAGAGCAUGUGGAGGUCGUCCUGGCCAAGAUGGACUUUGGAAUGGUCGACGAUGACGAGUUUGAGGAUGCGGAAGGGGACGAAGAGGAGGAGGAGUGAUGAAACUUGAAAAUAUACGAACAGAACAAAUGAACAAUUUACUACUUUUGAAGACUCUUCAACCUGAAUGUCCAUUGCAGGGACUCUAGUUUCAAUGUUUCAGAGAUAUAAAGAUAAUUUAGGAGUAAGGAAGGAUGGAAGAAGUUGGUUGUGUAAAUGUUUUCGUAAGGAGUGGAUUGACUUUAAUACACAAUGGCUUACCCCAGUUUUGAGUGCAAUAUUUAGGUUUUUAUACUCUUAAACUUUGCUACUUGGUAAACUAUAUUGUUUUUUUAUACUUUUGUAUUUCCAUAUCAGAUUUAUUCAGAUCUAUUUGUUAUGUACUUUAGGUUGAAUACACUCUGGUUGUUUACACUUGAAGACUUUAUCAGGUGUAGAGAUUGAGAUGGGAAUAAAGUUUUGAUUUGUGAUUUCUCAUCUGCAUCUAGAAUGCCUGUCGUUGUAUCAAAUGGAUAAAUGCUUGAAUUGAUUGCGUGCCCUCAACUGGCAACAGAAUAUUUAGACAAAUCUGUUUUCGUCGCAACCUGAAAUAAACAAUGCUUCAAAUGACUCAAGCAAAUAUUUCUUUGCUUUUAUCUGAUUCCGAUUAUUCAAGGUACGGAGAAACACACACAUGCAUACCCAGCAAAUCAGUUUGAAGUUCAAAACAAAAUGGUUUUGAAAGAUAACUAUAAUUUGGGUGUUGUCCUAAUAUGUUGUUGCUCUCACUUGGCAUGUGCCAGCAUUUAAAAAUAAAAGCCCUUGCGAAGUCCUCAGUGGCAAGCCUUUGCUGGCGAAGAUUGGGGGGGAGUGGGGGGCUAUUUUUAAAAGUUAAGAUGUUGAGAAAUGACAGAGGCCCUGGAAUAGAGUGUCAGUGAAGGUCAGGUGGGGGUCCUGUUUCUCCUCCAUUAAGUACCAUCCCCCUCAUGUCAUAGACCGGCCUGUUCAGCAACGACCAACUCCUUUCUGAAGAGCUGUAGCGGAGGCAUUUGGAGGGGCCGGCCCACAUGACUAUUCAUCUUUGGAUAGUACCCUGCCAGUCAGCUGGUUCAAUGGCUCCUGCCAUCUGUUCUUGUAGUCUCAAAAUUCCUUUAGAAUUAGUUGUAAUAUUUUCUCAGUGGUGCUAGCAACGGUCAUCAAAACUGUUAAAAGGUUUUAAGAACAAUUCUAAUAAAUGCAACAGACAAUGGAUGAAGACACUGAACUUUAUAUAUUAACUGAAUUAGAGCACAAACAUUUUACUGGGGCGGACAAAUAUUUAGUUCAGGGAUUUUGGUGGGAAUUUCAUUGUUACAUUUAUUGUCAAAAUUCACUUUUUUCUUCGAAUGCUUUUUUUCUUCAUUUUUCUAAUGGUAUCAGAAAAUCUUUUAUUUUAUCUUUUAUUUUAUUAAAAUACAGAAAAUGAUGUGCCUAAUUUGAAUUUAUAUAUUUUUUUCACCCAUCUACACGCAAUACCCAUAAGUCAAAACAUAUAUUUUUUUCUAAUUUAGAUUUUUUUUAUGCAGAAAUACACAAUCUCAUUUACAAAAGUAUUCACACCCCUGAGUCACAACUUUGUAGAAGCACAUUUGGCAGCGAUUACAGCUGUCUGUCUUUCAGGGUAUGUUUGUCAUAGAUUUUAAAAUAGAUUUAAGUCAACUAACUCAGCUAGGAUUUUGCCUGUACUUAGCUCCAUUUGGUUUUAUCUUGAAAAACUCCAGCCCUUAAUGAUUACAAGCACACCCAUGACAUGAUGCAGCCACCACUGUGCUUGAAAAUAUGGAGAGUGGUACUCGGUAAUGUGUUGUAUUUAAUUUACCCCAAAACAUUCUACUUUUUGUAUUCAAGACAAAAAGUUAAUUGCUUUGCCACAUUUUUUGCAGUAUUACUUUUAGUGCCUUGUUGCUAACAGGAUGCAUGUUUUGGAAUAUUUUUAUUCUGUACAGGCUAACUUAUUUUCACUGUCAAUUAGGUUAGUAUUGUGGAGUAACUACAAGGUUGAUCCAUCCUCAAUUUUCUCCUAUCUCAGCCAUUAAACUCUGUAACUGUUUUAAAGUCACCAUUGGCCUCAUUGUGAAAUCUCUGAGCGGUUUCCUUCCUCUCCGGCCACUAAUUUAGGAAGGACGCCUGUAACUUUGUAGGGACUGGGUAUAUUGAUACACCAUCCAAAGUCAAAUAACUUCACCAUACUCAAAGGGAUAUUCAUGUCAAUGGGUGCCCUUUUCAAGGCAUUGGAAAACCUCCCUGGUCUUUGUGGUUGAAUCUGUGUUUGACUGAGGGGACCAUACGAUUAUCUGUAUGUGUGAGGUACAGCGAUGAGGUAGUCAUAAGAAAAUGAUAAACACUAUUAUUAGUUUAUGCAACUUAUUAUGUGACUUAUUAUGUAAGCACGUUUGUACUUCUGAACGUUGAAUACUUAUUGACUCAAGAUAAUUCAACUUUUAAUUUUUAAUUAAUUAGUACAAAUUUCUAAACUUAAUUCCACUUUGACAUUAUGGGGUAUUGUGUGUAGGCCGAUGCCCCGAUGCCUACAUUUAAUCCAUUUUAAAAUCAGGCUCUAACACAACAAAAUGUGGACAAAGUCUAUGGGUGUGAAUAUAUUCUGAAGGCACUGUAUCUUAACGUUAGGUAGCAGGCUUAAUAGAAAUGCCUGUAACUAGAUCCCCUAUAUACUGGUCUUGACGAGAAUGGGGGAAAAAACGGUCGGCAAAGGUUCUCUUCUGCACUGUUCAACCAAUCCAGUAAAUGUGGAGGAUUUAAUAUGGAGUUUUGCCUCGUAUACGUCCAAAAGCAGAAGUCUUUGUCACAGGCUCUUUUAAUUUCCACUAAAAACUGGAAAAAAAUCCGGUUGUUGAGGACUCUGCAGAGGCUACACCUAUCUAUACAAAAUCUAAUUUAACAUUUCAACUAAAAAAUGAACACCCAUAAAAAGUUAUAUUUCUUGUAUGUGUCAAGACUAUGCGUUAAAUCCCUGACAAAGCUUUAGUGUUCUUAUAGAUUCAACAGAAAGACAAUUUAUUCCUUUGAGUCCAUUUCAGCCAUUACCAGGGUGUGUUUAACAUUACAAACGUUUCCGUCGUCGUAACAUUAAUGGGAAGAAACGACCGGCACAAGCAAGAAUAAAAUGAACGCAAUCAAUCCAGCGAGAUUGAUUUUAUACUCCUCAAGCACAGGAAAUACAGUGCAUUCGGAAAGUAUCAAAUGGUACCUAAAGUAACAAGAUUCUCUGGUUUGAUGAAACCAAAAUUGAACUCUUUGGCUUGAAUGCCUAGCGUCACGUCUGGAGGGAACCUGGCACCUUCACUACGGUGAAGCAUGGUGGUGGCAGCAUCAUGUGGUGGGGAUGUUUUUCAGAGGCAGGGACUGGGAGACCAGUCAGGAUUGACGGAAAGAUGAACAGAGCACAGUACAGAGAGAUCCUUGAUGAAAAUCUGCUCCAGAGCACUCAAUGACCCUAAGCACACAGCCAAGGUAACGCAGUAGUGGCUUCAGGACAAGUCUCAAUGUCCUUGAGUGUCCCAGCCAGAGCCUGGAUUUGAACCCGAUAGCGGUGCAGCUACGCUCCACAUCCAACCUGACAGAACUUGAGAGAAUAUGCAAAGAAGAAUGGGAGAAACUCCACAAAUACAGGUGUGCCAAGCUUGUAGAACCAUACCUAAGAAUACUUGAUACUGUAAUCGCUGCCAAAGGUGCUUCAACAAAGUACCUAGUAAAGGGUCUGAAUACUUAUGUGAUAUUUCAGUUUAGAUUUUUUUUCUACAUUUCCAAACAUGUCUAAACUUUUUUUGCUUUGUCAUUAUGGUGUAUUUAUGUGUGUGUGUGUGUGUGUGUGUGUGUGUGUGUGUGUGUGUAGAUUGAUGAGGGGCAAUUCCGUAACGUAACAAAAUGUGGAAAAAGUUAUGGGGUCUGAAUACUUUCCGAAUGCACUGUAGAUGGCUGAGAAAGACAUCCUCAGGUGGGUUGGGCAUUUUGUAGUACUUACUUGUACUUAAAAAGGCAGGACCAGAAGUUUUAAUUUAUAUUACUUGGGCACACCAGUUGAUAAUGCUCUGGCUCUUAAUUGUGCCAUAUACAGUAGGCUACAUAAUGUGGUUGGAAGGAUAUCGGUUGAUUUUCCUGGCAAAUGCCUGUAGUUAAAACCAAAUGUGGCAUUUGUUCAGAAAAUUAAGUAACAUUGAUAACAGGGGGCUCUUUGGGGAGAAGAAAGGGGGGAAAACCCCGGACAGUCACUGCGUCUGUCCUCGCAGCUGUCUCCACUCGUCCCAGUUGUUAUGUUACCACCGGUAACACUGUUGUAGCAAAUGGGGGGUUGUUAGUACACACAGACUGUUGCUAGGCUAUAAAGUGCGUAGGCGAUAACUUAGGGCUUGUUCAUUGAAGCUGUCGGGACAUCAAUAAACAUACAAAUCCAUCAAAGGUGUAAGCCAAAGUCUGGUUUGUCGUCAGCCGUGAGGCUAAAUUGUUUUGCAAUGUCGUCAUAAGGAGCAGUUGACCCACUCUUGACUCGGGACCAAAUCAUACACUGACCUUGUUUUGUGCUCUCUUUUUCCUUACAUCUGCCUUACACUGCAGGCCUAUUUGGCUUGCUAUUGCUCAGUCCAAGUAUAGACAUUGUUAUUAGCACUGCUACAUAAGUAGUACAAUAAUAUAACUUUUUGACCAUGGGUUGGGCUCCAUGUUGUGAAGUUUACAUGAGGUGUUAUUUGAUUUUUUUCGUAUGUUUGAAAGACAAAAUGGCCCCCUCUUAAAUGCAGACAUCUCACGUGUGUACCCAUCUUUAU